This is a messenger RNA of Paramisgurnus dabryanus, 3388 nucleotides long. RefSeq names its product calpain-2 catalytic subunit-like. Gene Ontology annotation, biological process: proteolysis. NCBI's taxonomy places the organism in Eukaryota, Metazoa, Chordata, Actinopteri, Cypriniformes, Cobitidae. Gene Ontology annotation, molecular function: calcium ion binding; calcium-dependent cysteine-type endopeptidase activity. Gene Ontology annotation, cellular component: cytoplasm. The record is from RefSeq and is a predicted model, not a curated record.
AAUCUCCUAAUCCAACGCUCCCAUUCUUGAGGCUUGGUAAAAUCGAAUGGCUCUGGAGGUUGUAUUGUGAAUGCAGCAGUUGUGGGUUGCCCCACAUCUGCCGGCUCGUCUCCCAUUCUUCGCCAAACGAUACGCUUUGUUUUCCUCUUCCGCCUAAGAUAUCCCACUUCUGAAACCAUGUCACGUUUCUCACGUCCGAGGACUGGAAUUGAGAACCACUGCUGUAGUUAAAAAACAGUUGCAGACUGUUCUUGAAAACAUGAGAGAUGAGCUGAGCCAGAAAGCAAAUGCAUGGUUGGAGGAAGAGAGAAACCAGGCAGUCAAACAAAGAAAGUUAUUUUCAGAUGCAAAGGAAAUAAAGCUUGUGCAUAAGCCUUAAUACAGAAAGAGGAAAUACAUGUUUAAUGUUUGCAGAUGUCACAUGAAUAAAAGGUAUCCCAAGUAAAAUGAGCUGAUGUUUUACAUUGCUCAACUGUGAGAUGGAGAGAAAAUUUUAAAUGUUUAAAAGGGAGAAUUGUCAUGAAAAUUUGACCCCGCCCCCUCACCACUCCUAUGGCAGACCUCACACUUAAAAACCAGCAAUCUGUCCCCAUGUUACCACUCACACACUAUACAGAACUGAAGAACACACUGCGCUUGAAUUGAAUCAAACACAUAAAUAGGCAGAAUGAGCAGCACUGCAAAGUUUCUUGCUAAAAGACAGGAUAGAGAAGAAGGUAUUGGGACGAACAAGAAGGCGAUACCAUUCCACAAGCAGGACUAUCAGAGUCUGAAACGUCAAUGUUUGGAGAAAAAUACAUUGUUUUGUGAUCCGACCUUCCCUGCGGGUUCUGAGUCUCUGGGCUACAAAGAACUGGGACCGAAUUCCCCCAAGGCACAAGGAGUGGAGUGGAAAAGAUCAAAGGAGCUGUGUGCAAACCCUCAGUUUAUUGUGGAUGGCGCCAAGCGGACUGACAUCUGCCAGGGGGCUUUAGGUGACUGUUGGCUUCUGGCAGCCAUUGCCUCUUUGACUCUAAACCACAAUGUUUUGGAGCGUGUAGUCCUGCCUUGUCAGAGCUUUUCGGACGGUUACGCCGGCAUCUUUCACUUUCAGUUCUGGCAGUAUGGUGAAUGGGUGGAUGUUGUCAUUGAUGAUCGUCUGCCUACCAAAGACGGAAAGCUGCUGUUUGUUCAUUCAGCAGAGCUUUCAGAGUUCUGGAGCGCCCUGCUGGAGAAGGCCUAUGCAAAGCUCAACGGCUCGUAUGAAGCUCUGACUGGUGGCUUUGCCACUGAGGGUUUUGAGGACUUUACUGGAGGUAUUUCUGAGAACUAUGAGUUGAGUAUAGCCCCUCCACAUCUGUUUAAGAUCAUUCAGAAAGCACUUGGGUUGGGCUCCCUGCUUAGCUGCUCCAUUGAUGCUACCAGUGCAAAUGAAACGGAGGUAAUGGCCAGCCUAAAGCUGGUAAAAGGACAUGCAUACUCUGUCACUGGUGCAGAGGAGGUUCACUACCUCAGGCGUCCGGUGCAGCUGUUGCGUCUUAGGAACCCGUGGGGUUUUAAGGAGUGGACGGGCGCAUGGAGUGACAAUUCCAAUGAGUGGAAAAAUGUCCGACCGGAUGAGAAAGCUAAACUGAAUUAUUCAGCUGAGGAUGGAGAAUUCUGGAUGGAAUAUUCAGACUUUGUGCGGCAUUUCACAAGGCUGGAGAUUUGUAAUCUGACUCCGGACACUUUAACCAGCGAAGAGUUGAGGCACUGGAACUACUGCCAGUUUGACGGCAACUGGAUAGUAGGAUCCACCGCAGGAGGCUGCAGUAACAAUAGAGCUACGUACUCCUCAAACCCUCAGUUUGUGAUCAAGCUUGAGGAUGUUGAUGAUGACCCUUAUGAUGGAGAAGAUGGUUGCACUUUGGUGGUGGGACUGAUGCAGAAAGAUGGGCGCAAAGAUAAACGCAUUGGACGAGACCUGAAUGCCAUUGGCUUUUAUAUCUAUGAGGUCCCAGAUGAGUACAAGGGUCGCAGUAAUGUUCAUCUCGGCUCGGAUGUGCUGCUGUAUAAACGAUCAGUUGCAAAGAGCGAGUUCAUCUACAUGCGAGAGAUAAGCAAGCGCUUUAAGUUGCGUCCUGGAGAAUACGUCAUCAUCCCCUCCACAUAUGAUCCCAAUCUCCAGGGAAGUUUUAUACUGCGUGUGUUUACAGAGAAAAAAGCGACUGUCAGCCCAAUGGAUGUUAAUAUCACUACAAAUAUUAUAAAGAAUCGCAUAUCUGACAGUGAUGUGGACCCAAGUUGUAAAGAGCUUUUUAUGCAGUUUGCUGGAAAUGACUCAGAGGUGUCUGCGAAGGAGCUACAGCAGAUGCUGAACAAAUUUGUGUCUGAAAGAACUGAUAUCAUUUCUGAUGGUUUCAGUAGGGAAACGUGUCGUCACAUUAUCAGCCUGCUAGAUAAAAAUGGCAGUGGCAAACUUGUUCUGGUGGAGUUUCACAAACUGUGGAUAAAGAUCCAGAAAUAUUUGGAUAUUUUUAAGAACCGUGACACAGACAAGUCAGGCACUAUGAGUUCAUAUGAGAUGAGAGAUGCAGUAAAAGAUGCAGGGUUUCAAGUGAACGGUGAAGUACUUCAGGUGAUAAUCUCACGUUAUGCCAAUAAGCAACAAGCCAUUGACUUUGAUAACUUUGUGGGCUGCCUGAUCAACUUGGAGAUGCGCUUCACAAUUUUUCAAUUAUUCGAUAAGAACACCGGAAGAAUUGAGCUGGAUAUCCAGCAGUGGCUUUGCUUGACCCUCUGUUAAAAAUCCACAAAUUUCCUGCAAAAACAAAAGACUCACAGGAGAAGGAUGGUUUGGCUGAUGGAGUAAAAUCAGCCCGAGUGUGUUAUCUAAACCUUGAAUUGUCUUUCGAUAUGCAAUUUGUUAAUGGUGAUGAAUCUAAAGAUCUGAGUUUUGAGUAUUCAUUUAGCAUUUUUUUAUUAAAAAUGUAAUUUUCUUACCAAUAAUUAUAUUUACUAACAAGGUUGUAUUUGUUAACGUUAUUAAAACAAACUAACAAUGAAUGAAACGUCUACAGCAUUUAUUAAUCUUAGUUCAUGUUAAUUUCAGCAUUCACUAAUACAUUUUUAACAUCAAAAUUAGUAACUGUUCACAUUGGUUAAUUCACACAAUUUGUAUUAUUAUUAACUAACAAUAACAAAGAUUUAAAGUGUUAGCCUAACAUUUACUAAUUUGUACAUAUUAAUUCAAUAAAUUAUUAUUUUUCUUAUUUUUAUUACUGUUUAAUUUAUGUCGGGUGCUGUAUUGUCUUCACAGGUACAGGUACUGUCUUUGCUUGGUAUAAUAACACCUGUUGAAUCAGUUUAUAUUCAGAUUAAUUUAGACUUUGUAUUGAAAUGCAACUACCUGUAAAGUUAUUCAAUAAAC